GAAACACCUACCAUACGUUUCUCGUCUGAUCUGACUCAUGCCCUUCAUUCUGCCUCCUCCUUUAUCCAAGAUUCUGAUACCCCAGCCCCUUCCGGUCCAAACAAGGAGGGAUGGAUUAUAGGUCCUGAAGGACGGCUGCUCCUCUGGAUCCCGCUCACUUUCUACUCAGGCCCUAUGUAUGCCCCAGGUAACACACUAGUGAUACCCAACAAUGCCCUACAGCUGGACUUGAGUCGUGUUGCACAUGGCACAUCAUGGCAGAAGUGUCGCGAACAGUAA
Molecule: messenger RNA, 279 nt
Organism: Suillus discolor
Lineage: Eukaryota; Fungi; Basidiomycota; Agaricomycetes; Boletales; Suillaceae
Exons: 1
Source: RefSeq, a predicted model, not a curated record